CUGUCACGGGGCUAAGAACGGGAACCACACGCGUAACCGGUUCCCAUGUUGUCCGGAAUUUUUAUCGCGAUCAGUAAUAACAGCAUCGACUCGAAGAGCAACACCGUUAACACCUACCGUCUGUGCACCUCGUUAGUUUCGGACAUUUGUUGUUCCCGAUAUUUUUGUUUGUUGGUUUUUUUUUUUUUCUCCGUUUCUCCGUUCUCAACUUCGCGAGGGGUGACGGUGAACUCAUCACCCUUUUGAAAGGGUAUUAUAUUUAAUACGAAAAACAACAAAAAAAAACAAAAAAACGAUCAAAGGCCCACCCCCUCGAAGUGGCCACGCCCUUUAAUCGUUUCGACAAAUUAAUUAAUUAAUUUAUCGUCGUCGUCAUGUGUCACGUGAAUGUAUAACAACGACUCGAUUCACGGGGUUUUUAAACCCGAACGGUAAUGAACGUUAGCUGAUCGGAAUUUCGAAUAGAAAUUGUUCAGUCACCAAAGUUCAAUCGAAAGUGUUGGUUCAAUCGAAGUAAGAAAAAGAAAAAUUAUCACCGAGAUAGAGUCCCUGCAGAGGUCAAAAUGUUGACGGACAUGACACCGGCGGCGGCCGGACAACUUUAUCCUCAACUACAGUCAAUCACAAAGUCAUCGGCCGGUCACGUGGAUCAUCCGGGUCUGAGAGGAACCCCGCUGGCGAUGUUGGCGGCCCAGUGCAACAAGCUGAGCAGCAAGAGUCCACCGCCGUUGGCGGACGCAGCGGUCGGUAAGGGAUUUCACCCUUGGAAAAAAAGUCCUCAGAGCAGCGGGAGUUCGCCGCAGCACACGGGCGGCGGUGGUACGGGUUGCACCUCGACAACGGGUGUCACGCAAAGACCAACGGCGACGAGCAGCGCCGGCAGUACCGGGGGAUACGCGAGACCCCCGGUAACGUCGUGCGCCUCGACGGCACCCCAGUACGGUAGCGAUCUUUACUUUCCGGGGACGGCGAGCGCGCAACCGGCCAGCGAUCCCCAUCAUCAUCAGAGCAGUUUACUCGGCAAGGUCGAAGGCGCGACCUUGGGCUCGGUGUACGGAAGACACCCCUACGAGUCGUGGCCGUUCAACGCGAUGCCGGGAGCUACGCACGGCGGCAUAAAAGCGGGCGACGGCGGAUGGUGGGACGUCCACAGCGCUGCCACGGGUGGAUGGCUGGACGUCAGCGGCACCGUGGGGGUCGGCGUCGGCGUCCACGCCGCUCAGAUGGCGAAUUACUCGGCCGAUUAUUCGACGAGUCUCGCGCUAGCCGGUAACCACUUGCUCGGCUCGACGACCGCCGGUCACAAUCUCCUCCAAGACACUUACAAGUCCAUGCUGCCCGGCGGACCUCCCGGCUUCGGUCUGCACCACCACUCGACGACGGGCGGCGGCGCCGGCAGCCCCCAGGGCGCGGGCGGCACCGGCGUUGCCCAGGCGCCGUCGCCGCGGUCGCAGAGGCGAUACACGGGUAGGGCCACCUGCGACUGUCCGAAUUGUCAGGAGGCGGAGAGACUCGGCCCGGCGGGCGUUCAUCUCAGGAAGAAGAACAUCCACAGCUGCCACAUCCCCGGCUGCGGGAAGGUCUACGGGAAGACGUCUCAUCUGAAGGCCCAUUUGCGGUGGCACACUGCGGCACCUUCGAACCCACACCGGAGAAAAGAGAUUCGCCUGCCCGGUCUGCAACAAGCGAUUCAUGCGCAGCGACCACCUCGCGAAGCACGUCAAGACGCACAGCAGCAGCAGCAGCAGCGGCAGCAGCGGGGCGAGCAAAGGCAAGGGGGCAACGGGGGCGGGCAGCUCGUCGGCCGAGUCCUGCUCAGACAGCGAGGACAACGCGAGUCAGCAGAGUCCCAUUUCGGGUCCCCUGCUCCAGGGGGCCCUGGACAGCAACACCUCGGCUCAGCCGAGCACCAACAACACCCAACAACAACCGGCAACCCCCAUGACCCCAAUGCAGAUGACCCCUCCAACCCCGUUGACACCCCACCAUCCCCAUCACCCGCAUCUCCCGCCGCUAAUGGGCCACCACCCCCAUCAUCAUCAUCAUCACCAUCAUCAUCACGCAACCACCGUGGUACCCACCACCCACCAUCCUCACACGGGGAUGAGCAUGCACUGAGCCCGGUGGGGCCCGGAGCCGCAUGCGCCAACAACGCAACGGCCCUGGGCUCCCCCCUAUCUUACCCCCUGAACCUCAAUCUGAUCCAUCAUCACCAUCACCACCACCAUCAGGCGGCGUUGGCCGCCGCCGCCGCCGCCAAUCACCACCACAACUCCUACUCCAUGCAGCAGAAUCCCGGUACACCCGGUGGUACGCAAACACCGUCGCCAUCCUCACCCGCUCCUGUACAUAGUCUCUAAGUACGUAACGACACGCAGAGAAUUGUCAUUGGUAGACGGUGUACGGGAAUGACUACCCCCGUACACCGAGAGUAUCGAUUCACGCUAUAUCCGACCGUCGCAAUUGAUUUCCAACGACCGUAGAGAGAGUUAGCUCGAGACAUUUGAAAAGAAAAAUAAAUCGUACCGAGGCGACGACGGAAUUUGGAAGAUUUCCUUUUUUUUUAGACUCAUUCACGGCUGCUCCCGUUGCCCCCUCGAUCUGCUGCCGAUACUCGAUAUCUGGUUCUUUAGAAUUCAGAGUAAAAGAGAGAGAAAAACAAAAAAAAGUAAUUGAAAAUAGAAAAAAAAACAAGAUAUAUUUAAAGAGAAACGAAACACACGUAUAGAGUAAUACACGAAUUACACACAGUUAGGAGAGACCGAAAAAAAUAGAGAGAAAAAAAGAAAA
Molecule: messenger RNA, 2790 nt
Organism: Athalia rosae (coleseed sawfly)
Lineage: Eukaryota; Metazoa; Arthropoda; Insecta; Hymenoptera; Athaliidae
Gene: Sp1
Product: transcription factor Sp9-like
Exons: 3
Coding region: 564-2360 (598 amino acids)
Biological process (GO): regulation of transcription by RNA polymerase II
Molecular function (GO): RNA polymerase II cis-regulatory region sequence-specific DNA binding; DNA-binding transcription factor activity, RNA polymerase II-specific
Source: RefSeq, a predicted model, not a curated record